GGAAGACAGAAAGUAGCAAAGUUUUAAGGUAUCCGCACUGGAAAACUUAAAACUGGAUUAUUAACUUAAUUCUGCGGGGAACACUUCAAAGUGAACACAAGGCUGGCACUCCAUUCCUUCUUGUGAAACACUGUAUCCUUCUUUUCAUUCAGAAUGCUAAAAUUACUAGCAAGGUAAAUUCUCAAUUUAAGAUAUUAUGGGAACAACGUAUUUACCAUCAGGGGAGAAUCUUACUUCUACAGAAGUUGCAUCUAAUGAUUCAGAAAAAGAGAGCUGUGUUUUUGACGAGGAAUUUAAAUACGUGCUGCUUCCCAUCUCCUAUGGAUUUGUGUUUGUCUGUGGCCUUGUUCUAAAUGCUGUUGCCAUAUGGAUGUUUACAUGCAAGAUCAGACCAUGGAGCCCUAACACAAUUUACAUGUUUAAUCUGGCAGUCUCAGACAUACUAUAUGUGCUGUCAUUGCCUACAUUAGUAUACUAUUAUGCAAACCGUAAUAACUGGCCAUUUGGAGAGGCCCUGUGCAAGAUUGUCCGUUUUCUUUUCUAUACCAAUCUGUAUUCUAGCAUCCUUUUUCUCACCUGCAUCAGUGUGCACCGCUAUUUUGGUAUCUGCCACCCCAUCUGGUCCCUUAAGUGGGUCAAAGCAAAAUAUGCUAAAAUUACAUCAGUGGUCAUCUGGAUUGUUGUUAUUGUCUGCCUCAUUCCUAACCUCAUAUUUGUCACAAUAAGUGGCAGAGGGAAUGAUACUCUGUGUCAUGACACCACCAAACCAGAAGACUUUGAUGAAUAUGUAUACUAUAGUUCUGCUGUCAUGACCCUGUUGUUUGGUGUCCCUUUUCUGGUAAUAGUGGUCUGCUAUUGCCUGAUGGCGAAAGAAUUAUGCAAGCCUUCUAUACCACACUCUAGUUCAACUAUGACAGCCACAAAAAAGAAAUCACUAAAGAUGAUUAUCAUAGUUCUGGCAGCAUUUGCCAUCUGCUUUUUGCCUUUUCAUAUAACAAGGACAUUGUAUUAUACUUUUCGGCUGUAUGACGCCAGUUGUAAAGAGCUGAACAUGGUUAACGUAGCCUACAAAGUGACAAGGCCUUUUGCUAGUGUUAACAGCUGUAUCGAUCCUAUCUUGUACUUUCUUGCAGGAGACCACUACAGGGGUAAACUGCUUCGUGUAAUUACAAACUUAAAUCGUUGCAAAACUCCAUCUUCAUCAACAAUACUUCACCAGUCAAAAGAGAAUGGCCUGGCCCUUGGCAGUAAUGGAGACGUUGUGAACUCUGAAACUAGCAGUUAACUGUAAGAAAGUGUGCAACAGAGACUGUAAAAUACAUUUUUCUGUUUGCCUGAGUUCUCAGAAGUAUUUUUACUGAUGAGUUUGCACAAAUGUUUUAGCAUUAAAUCAAAAUAUGAAUGAGUGGUGUAAAACAAAUGUUUAAAGUGAAAAUGUGUCAUGAAAUAACUGGCAUCAAACAUAACUGAGAUUUGUGUAAUAGUUUUGCAUAUAUAGCAUUUGUUGUGGUUGUCUUUAUCAUACAUAAGGAAAGUAGAAGGACACUGUGGUAUUGUGCACACAGUGACAUUAUCAUGCUAGCUCAAUUUUUUCUUCGAAUGAGCACAACCGCCUGAAGACCAGAGUAGCAAUGUAGUAAAUGGAUGCAUGUGCAGUCAUUUCAUUUUUCUUGCAUUUUAAUGACAGUUGUGAUUUCUGGGUUAGACUCGGUCAAUGCAGAGUUCUCUAUUGUAGAUGAAAAGGACCACUACAUUGAUAUCAACAUAACUUCCAUAGCUCUUUCUAUGCUGAUAUCUGAAUUAGUCAUCAAAUAUAUAAUUCAUUAGGUUGUCUCCUGAUGUUCAUAUACUUUACAACAAAAAAAAAAAAAAAAAAAAAAACAUAAAAUGCAUUUAAUGAGAGAAUUGUAAAUUGGAUGUACCGAAGGCAGGGGCUAAGUCAUUUCUGAACUUUCCAUGUUUCAAGUAGCUGGAUGAUGCAUGUGGGUAUUCAUUGAAUACUUGGCUACUACAGUAUUCUGAUCAGUACUGAAUAUAUAAUUUCCAUCGCUUAAGUAUACCACUUAUAAAACAGUGCUUUAGCUCAAGAAAUAUUUGUUUACAGUUCAGCAAAGAGAUCUUCUUCUGCCAGGCUUGAUACAUAUUAUGUUGGAAUAAGCAAAGUCCUGCAUACAGAUUUGUUUCCCACCAACUCCCAUAGGGCUGCAGAUUAACAAGAAAUCUAACUUCAUUAAUAACAGGGUAAUAUAAAGUUAUAUGAUGUGCAGAAAGCAGCACUCAUGGUUAGAGUUUCAGCUAUGCAGGAAUUCCAAGUAGCUAGCCUAAUGCACAAAUCUCAAGAUAAGCUAUCACUUAAGAAAACAAGUGUAUGUGAGUUAAAUAAAAAACUAGUACAUGUCCUGUUAAGAGAGUUCUUCUCUUCAUCACGCAAAAGGCAGACUACCAAGACAGCAUGUGAUUACAUAUUCUAUGCUAUCAUUUUUCUAUAUUAAAAUAAACAUGAAAACUCAUAGUAAUAUUAUACAUACUCAUUCACCUCCUCAAAAUAGUACAUUUUGUGUUUCACCAAAAAAUAGGUGACAUUUUUCAUCAUUUAAAGGUUAGGUAGCCCACAUGCGAUGUUUAUUUUAAAAUGCUAGAUGUUCUGAGUAAAUAAAAUAAGGAAGUGCAAAAGUAUUAAAAAUUGCCAGGACUUCCAUAAAAAUCCAGUUUCUUUCCCUGGCAUCUCAGCACAGUCUUCCACAUAGGAUACAAUCAAAUAAAAGAAUAGCUGUAUAAAAUAGAAGCACCCCUUAAUUAACAUCUAUAAUUCAAUUAAUCAAGAUGAUCUCUUCAAAAUUCAAGAAAUAUAUUCCAAUUAUACUCCUAAUUAACACCAAAAGGUGAAAGACUUUCUUUGCAGUUUUGACAGAACACCAUAUCACUAGUUAAAAGCAGUAUGCUCUAACAAAGCAAAACACAGAACAUCAGGAUUUCCCACAUGACAUUCCAUGAAAUGUUAAGUCAAAGCCCUCCGCAAAUUCCCGCUGUGACAGUUCCAUACAUGUUCCAGUAAUCUCUUUCUAAAUAUUUGUCUAGUUUCCCCCAUGUAAAAUAAGCCACAAGGGCAGGAAAGCACAUACAUAAUCGUACAAGUAGAGCAGAAAUAAUUGCCACAACUUCAUAUUUUUUCUAUUAAUUGUAUAAUAAAAGUUACAGAAAAAGUGCAAACUGAACAUCAACAACGGGACAUGGUGACAUUGUUCAAUACUAUAGGACCAUAAAUACAUGUAGGUGACAUAUCAGAAUAACUAUGUAUUAACAUCACAGCAUCAGAAAAUACAUUCCACCCUUGGUAUAAAGCCCUUGUUGUGUUCCAAACUUGAGACACUGGUACUCAAAGGGGCCACAAGGAGUGGAUGGGACUGGUUGACAUCAGCUUGUCCAUCAGUGGGUUGGGAGGCAACCUAGGCAUGCUGCAGUAAGCAGUGUUAAGAGCUUUGAGAACUCCAUGCUGCAACUGGGUAUACUGCUUGUUCAGAGACUGCACAUGCAGGGAAGCAAGCAUGCACCUACCAAUGCAUCAAUCAUGGUGCUGAUAAGGAUGCCAAAGGGUAGUUCAUGUUAAGACACGCUCCUCGGUAGCAAUGUGACACUGCACAAGCAUUCAUAAUCUCCUUACUGGCCUCAGGUGUGAGUCUGGUUGAAUCCAAGAGAGAAUUUGGGCAAAGACUCCAAGGGAAUAAAGUUAUUUUUUAUGGAAAUUUUAGAUACUUUGCUUACUUACAUGCCAUUUAUUAACUGCGUAGGUGGGCAAGAUCUAAGGCAUUUUUCAGCUGUGACUACAAGUAAAAUAUAUGUAUAUUAAAAGAAUAUGACAACAGUAUUUUAUGUAACACUGCAAAACUAAGUAACAAUAGUCAAAAAUAUAAAUAUUUUGAACAUAAGACAAAAAGAUACUUGCAAUGAGGAAUAAAGUUAGUUUUUACUAGAUUAAUUUGUUUCGAUACAAGAUUAAGACUGAUUUGAAGAUGGCAUAUUUUGUAUUCAAAUGAUGGCAUGUGAUACCCGACAUCUCUGAAACACUGACUGGAAGUUGUCAGUAAGGUAACUUAAUUAUACUUGCCUGAAAAGUCGAACAGUGGGAAGAUAUAUUAUGCAUACGGGAAUGAUAUUCUGCCCAAAUUAAUUUAACGCUCUUUCAAAAGUAAAGAGUUUGAAAUGGUGAUAAGGGGGGUGCAUUCUGUUUUGUUGGCAUGUCCACUAACAAUAACAGUAGUGGCUUUUGAGUAGGGUAAUUAAAAUUAAAGUAAAGCAGUUUAUAUAACAAGGUGGGGAAAAAAGAAAAGUCGAUCAUUUAGUAACCAAAAUGGCAUAAGGAGCAUUAAUGGAAUUAAACGUAGUGUAUUCUGAAGUCAGAUUUAUGUUUAUACAUUUUUACAGUUUUUGUAGUAGCAAUGUGCAGUGGGUAUUUCCAAGGAUGACCAAGGAUAGAGGUAUAUUCAGGUUUGGUUAUUAGGACAGUCUUGCUAAUGGAGCUUUUUGAUUCAAGGGUGAAAAGACAGUUUUGAGUUGACUGUACCUCACUGAUGAUUGCACCAAUGUUGUGCAUGAAAGGAAAGACUGAGGUCAAGAAUGACACCAGGCAUCUGCAGGAAUUCACAAGGAUGGCAGAUUUUCCAUGGGAGAUCAAUGUCGAUGUGAUUUCUUACUUAUAGGGAGAACUGCAUAUCCACAUAGUUGGCUAUAUGCCAUACAAGUGUCAAGCAAUUUCUUAAAAGUAUUCAGCAUAUUACUCUGUCUUACAGUUAAAAGUAGAUUUUUUUCCAUGGUGUGACAGCAGAAUUGGUGAUAAAUUUUGCCCUUAAUGAAGUUCUACAUCUACACAUUUUAAGAGUGAAACAGGCUCUCCAGUAAAGGAGUUUAGUUUGAAGAAUACCUAUAUUCAUUAAUGCCCUGAAUGUUUCAUCAUAAAAGGCUCUGAAUGCCAAAAGCAACUUGCCUCUCAGAUACCAAUAGCUGCUUGAAUGUAGACCAAUUACCUUCAGUCUUUCACUGUAUUUAAAAGAAUCAUAAGCUGCAAUUCUUUUGGCGAAUUUUCUUUAUAUAACUACCGUAAUCAGUAGGUAUCACUUGCUAUUAGAACAGAACAUAGAAUUAUAUUCUAGUACUGUUCUAGCAUAACAAGCAAAGAGCUUCAUUAGGAUGGAAUGUGUGGCAAGUGAAAUUCAUAACGAACAGCAAUUAGUUCAUCCAGAGUGCUACACUGAAUAAUUUGAAGAAAUCACUUGACGUUUGUCCAAGACUUUUGAUGUAUUCCUUGCAUCCAGAGUUUGCGAUCUGUAUGGCCACUUGGACAAUAUUCACUUCCCCCUAAAAUGAAAAAAACAUGCAGACAGCGACCCCCAUAAAAUAUCUCUCACCCUAGGGAAUCAUUUUCUAAAAGAACAUGUAUGGUCACAAGCACAAAGCAAGCUCAUACUCAAGUUUUAUUAUACCAAAAUAAUAAAAUGAAUAAAAAAUAAGAGCUUUCAUUUUUCCAUAAAAACUUCACCAGAUAACAUAAAACUCACUCACUACUUAUAAGGUACUUAAUUUCAAAGUAAAACAUGUGACCGCCAAGCCCCCAUCAUCAUCAUAUAGUCAAUUUAAACCAACAGAACACACUAUAUUAAUUUCUUAAUUGGAAAAUAAUGACACAUUCAGUACUUACAUCCAUUAAAUUGAUGUACCAAUUAUAUAAAUGUUCAUGAAUUAUUUCUCAAUAAGAAUCAUGAAGCCCAGUAAGGGGGCCAGGCUUGUUGUCAUGAACAACUCAGACUAUUCUCUUAUGAUGAAACAAUUAACUGGAGACACCUAUAAGAGAAUUUCUAUUAAUGGAGUGUAUAGAAAGAUUAAGGAUAAAUUAGAGGAUUUGUGCAUUGAACAAUAGGUCACUGUGGAACAGUAUAAUUUUCUCAAUGUAACCAACCAUAUGACCUCCUCGAUUUUCGGACUGCCUAAGAUUCAUAAAAAUAUUCAACAGCACCCAAUGCACCUGAUUGGGGAUGCACAUAAGUCAAUUGCUCACCCUUGUGCAAAGUUUUUAGAUAAAAAAGUGAAAAGUUUAAUUUUUAAGGAAGAUCCUGUUUGUCGUGACUCUUGGGAGUUUUUAUGUAAGAUUACUCAAAUACCAUAUAAGGAUCCAUACAUUUUCAUUACAACAGAUGUAAAAGAUUUAUACACUGUCAUACCACACAACAUAGGAUUAGAAUGGUUCACUGAUUUCUUGUUUGAGAAUGGCACAACUCAGGAUUGUGUUAAUCUCUAUGAAGACUUGACGGAAAUUGUUUUACAAAACAAUUUUAUAAAGUUUGAGAAUGAAUUAUAUAUAAAAUGUAGAGGGGUAGCUCUGGGAACAGCAUGUGGGGGUUAUUUGCAAAUAUUCCUGUAGAUGCCUGAUGUUGUUGUUGAUCACCCUCCUUUCUUUCAUGUUUAACACCGACUUAAUACUCAGUUACCUACUGAGCUUGGGUUUUACAUUUUAAGGAGCAAUUCUAAUACCUAGCUCUUCAUAUUCUUUCAGUAAUGAUCAUUUAAUAUUACCCAUAUGUAUUUACACCAGGACAUUACACCACACUUGUCUGGAUUAAUAUUCAGACCAUUUUUUUCAGCCAGUGUAUUUUGAUAUCCAGUUAGAAUAGACAUUGAAAUGAAUGAAGACACAAACUAAACAAAAUGGGUCCCACUACUGACCCCUGUGGCAUGCCAACAGUUAGUUUUGACCAUUCUGGGGAAAAAAGCUGUUAAUCUUUACUCUGCAUUCUUAAGUCAAUUAGCCACCCAAUUCAUUAUGCAAGGAUUUAUUAAAAUCUAUUUCAUAGUGUCAGUAAUCACAUGAUGUGGAACUUAAUCAAAAGUUUUAGAAAGAACAAGGUAAACAAUCUGCCUACUACCAGAGUCAUAAAAAUCCACAAAAUUAGUAAAGGUUAUCUUAUUUUUAAUAAAAUGAUGCUGAAACAGUAAAUUUGAAUGUUGUGUGACAUAAUACCAACAUAAUAGCAAGUAAACAUGUUUCAUUACCUGUUGCAAACUUUGGAGCAUUUCCAAAGACCAUGGAUUUUUUUAAAUGAGAAAGUGACUUUACAAUUACACUGACUGAACUAAAUGCAGAUUUCAAGUCUUGGAAUUAACAUAUCUAGAGAAAUGAGUUGUGGGGGGCACAACCUACAGAUGAAGGAUACAGAGGCUUCUGCCUUCUGCAAGAUUACUUUUUUUUUAAUUCGGUAAGUAUUAAUGUUGAGCAUUAUCAAUUUUUUUUCAUUUCCUUAUUUUGUGAUUCACUGCAAUUCCCUUUGGGUAAAUUCUACACAUUCAAAAUUAAUGCUACAUUGAUAAAGAAACCGAUGGAUUAUUUAUGAAUACGAGGAAAAAUAUGGAACCUAGAAUUCAGCUUUAGCAAAUACCAGAGUAGUUAUUUAAGCAGUGGCACACAAGAUUCUGUUCGCUUUAUAGUUUUCCAUCUAAGCUUCUAGCAGUUGUGUUUUGGCACCAAUACUUCAGCAAAUGUGGCAAGUGCCUUUGACAUAUUCAGAGUGAAUGACCAGAAUAAAUAUGGGGAGUAAGUUCUUUGGGUAGGGAGUUGCUGGUCUGGGAUUAAUCUAUCACCAAACUGCUUAAAAUGUGUUGGCAGGAUGCAUAUGGAUAAGUAAAUGAAUGUUAUGAUUUUGAUUGUGAAGAGACAGCAGAAUGUUGCACAGUGGAAAAUGCUAAAGUGACUCUGAAUACAUAUCAGUUAAUAACUACAUCCCUGAAUACUGGCUGCAGAGUACAUUACACCUGCAUGCUGGCAAUUACACAGUCUGGGAAUAUAUGCUCAGCUGUACAUGUUUCCUAAACAGAAAAAUCCUACAGGGUUUACAGUUCCUUCCUUCCAACUUGAUGGCAUGUUUUUCUGAAUUCUAGAUGGUCAAAAUAAAAUCUCAUAGGCGGCAUCAAAACUGAAAUUUAGCACAAGACAUUAGAAAAUAGUGAACAGUAUAUUCUUCAUGCUUUAGUCAUCAGAAUGUGACAUUUUCCACAAGUAUUUUAUAGUUAGAACUUAGUGGAUAAAUUCUGAUUCACUAGGGUCCCUUAUAAUAAAGGCUAGUAUUAACAAAACACUGUUUGUGGCACAAUGGAAUGGUGGGUUCCAAGAGGCAUGGAACAAUAGCAAUACAAAGGGAUAGUACGACAGAGGGUAUCUGCUAUGGUAUGCUGAACAAGCCAAUGUAUUCUACAAAAGAGGUGCAAAUCUUGAAUAUAAUCAUUCUGCACUUUAUCAUCAGCCAGGAGUUAGUCAAAGAUAUAUUCGUCAAUGCUUAGUUAUACAACAUUCAAUUAACUGAAGACCAUUACCUCUGAUGUUAGAGAGGUUGUUUUGUUGGCCAAGGCUACUGUUGUCAGAAACUUAAGUUUUCUCCAACUUGCUGCAAACUUAGAGACACAAUCAAAUUUGGUGGUACGAAGAGACAGGCCUGAUACAUCCUCCCCACAAAAAAUAAUGUUUUUUGCCUUCUUCUUUCUUCUGUUAGCAUUUGCUGUUAAUAUUUGUACCAGCCAAUCAGGUGCUGACAAACUGGUCAGUUAGUAUUCAUAUGUCCAAUCACCAAAGAUCCAGUUCAGUACAUAAUUAGUGGAGAAUGAGGUCCAGUUAUGAGCCUGAGACAACAGAUGAAUCAAAGGCUGGUAACACAUAAGAAUACAUAUUGAUUGGCCAGGAUAUUCCAAUCAACACAACUGGGGCUAUUAACACUGCUUUCUAAAACAGUGCAUGGGUGGAAGAAACUGAUUUGGUAUUGGGAGCAA
Protopterus annectens (West African lungfish) is the source of this 8805-nucleotide messenger RNA. Its product is annotated as P2Y purinoceptor 4-like. Gene Ontology annotation, molecular function: G protein-coupled UTP receptor activity; G protein-coupled purinergic nucleotide receptor activity. Gene Ontology annotation, cellular component: plasma membrane. The transcript has 3 exons. Bases 197 to 1285 code for a protein of 362 amino acids. The record is from RefSeq and is a predicted model, not a curated record. Gene Ontology annotation, biological process: transepithelial chloride transport; G protein-coupled receptor signaling pathway. NCBI's taxonomy places the organism in Eukaryota, Metazoa, Chordata, Ceratodontiformes, Protopteridae.